Molecule: messenger RNA, 971 nt
Organism: Phodopus roborovskii (desert hamster)
Lineage: Eukaryota; Metazoa; Chordata; Mammalia; Rodentia; Cricetidae
Gene: Ftmt
Product: ferritin mitochondrial
Exons: 1
Coding region: 67-780 (237 amino acids)
Biological process (GO): intracellular iron ion homeostasis; iron ion transport
Cellular component (GO): mitochondrion; cytoplasm
Molecular function (GO): ferric iron binding; ferrous iron binding
Source: RefSeq, a predicted model, not a curated record
UCAGCAGCAGACCUUGUGCUGAGCUUUCUUGGCCUCAGUUUCCGCUACUUCCAAACAAGAGGCGUCAUGUUGCCCUGUUUCUGGUUCUUCUCCAAGCACAUCCGCCCUGCAUUGAUGUCCCUGCCCCGAGUGCUACACAGAUGCACUGCCCUACAGUAUUUGGUCUCCAGCUAUCCUUUAGGUACCCUACCAGCCUCCCCACGACGUCUGCUUGCCUCAGUGGCCUCCUCCCAGGACUCUGCUGGGCCUGCCAGGGUGCGCCAGAACUUUCACCCAGACUCUGAGGCAGCCAUCAACCGCCAAAUCAACAUGGAGCUUUACGCAUCCUACGUGUACCUGUCCAUGGCCUACUACUUCUCCCGGGAUGAUGUGGCCUUGUACAACUUCUCCAAAUAUUUCCUUCGCCAGUCCCUGGAGGAAAGGGAGCAUGCUGAGAAGCUAAUGAGGCUGCAGAACCAACGUGGAGGCCGAAUCUGCCUCCAGGAUAUCAAGAAGCCAGACCAAGACGACUGGGAGAGUGGUUUGCGGGCCAUGGAAUGUGCUCUGCUUCUGGAAAAGAGUGUGAACCAGUCGCUUCUGGACCUGCAUACUCUGGCCUCAGAGAAAGGAGAUCCUCAUUUGUGUGACUUUCUGGAAACCCAUUACCUGAAUGAGCAGGUGAAGUCCAUCAAAGAAUUAGGUGACCACGUACACAACUUAGUCACCAUGGGGGCUCCAACUGCUGGCCUAGCAGAAUAUCUUUUUGAUAAGCACACCCUUGGAAGUGAGAGCAAGCAUUAAGGCAGAAGCUGCCUUUUCAAUACCCUAGUGGGUUCCAAGACCUGGAGUUAGUGGUUGCCUGCUUUCCUGCCCUUAAAAUUCAACUCUGUCUUUACAUUCUCCUCUUUGGACUGUUCUGCCAGUGUUUUGUAGAGAUGAUUUGCCUAGCCCGGUAUUAACCACAGCUUCCCGCCAACACCAAAAUACUAAUA